AUGGGGCUGGUGAAUCGUCUAAACCUAGAAGAAGAGCAAAGUCGUGAGUACGACUCUUCGAAAGAUCACAUUGUUAUUGAGCAAUAUUCCAGCACAAACGAGGCCGAAUCGUUGCGUUCCAUUCCUGGUUUCAAGUUGCCUCCCAGCGAUCACAAAGUGUGGAGUGGCGUGUACCAGCACAACCCUCUGGAGAUCCAGAUCCGCUACACACUGAAGAAUCCUGAAGUUGGAAUCUUUUUUCGCACGGACCCCACUCCGCACGUGUAUUCGUGGAGUUCGUUUUUCUCUGGCAAGCAGGAGGAAAGUCUCUGUAACGGAGUGAGAACGUGGGUGCCGUGCAUCGACAACGAGCUGGAGCGCUGUCUUUGGGAGCUGGAGAUCAUCGUUCCCUCGACCUUCUCUGUGUGGGCAAGCGGCAAACUGGUAAAGAAAACACUAACGAAAGGCGAUCAGAAAACCAUCUUCCUCUUCUCCUCCCAAACGCCCAUGUCCGCGUCCUCGAUCGGAUUUGUGGCCGGCGAGUUCCACGAGCAAGUGAAGACGCACGAGAACCAAAUUAUCGCUGCGAUUACGCGAGUCCAUCACUACAUGAUCAACUAUGCCGCGGCGACCGUCGACAAGGCAGUCAGUUUUCUCGAUAGUAUUAUCAUGAACGAUUCGAUUUUGCAUUAUAAGCUCAUUCAAUCGACCGUUGUGGUGUUCGUAACCGAUUCUCCAGAGCCCUACUCGGUCUCGUAUGGACUGAUUUUGAUCAAUCGCAAUCAGCUGAUCGGAGAGAAGGACUUCAGCCAUAUCCCCGAGUUUCAUCAUUUGAUUUGUCUCUGUCUCGCCUUCCAGUACUAUGGAAUCUUGAUCCAGCCGCUUACCAAACGAGAGCCUGUAGAUUAUCCGAUGAUUGGAUCAGUGGAACAUAACCUUUCUGUAAUGGGAGGCUGUAUUGCGUAA
This is a messenger RNA of Blastocystis hominis, 945 nucleotides long. RefSeq lists its product as hypothetical. The transcript is spliced from 6 exons. Gene Ontology annotation, molecular function: transcription cis-regulatory region binding; RNA polymerase II general transcription initiation factor activity; chromatin binding. Gene Ontology annotation, cellular component: transcription factor TFIID complex. NCBI's taxonomy places the organism in Eukaryota, Bigyra, Opalinata, Blastocystidae. The coding region runs from base 1 to 945 and encodes 314 amino acids. The record is from RefSeq and is a predicted model, not a curated record. Gene Ontology annotation, biological process: transcription initiation at RNA polymerase II promoter.